UUGCUUUUCAAUUUUGUAGCAACACCUUCGAAUCGCUGAAUCCAACGGUUCAAAAUGUUAAAAGGAUUCGCCCGACGAUUUUCGCGUCGCCUGGGAAACGUAUGGAAACUCUUGUCCGCCGAUGAAGUGGAUGACAGUAUAUUUGACAAAGAAAAGAAUCUUUAUAAACGUGGAAUCAUCAAAGCAUCUGGGGCGCUAGACUUGUUUGAAUCAGAAGUCAUAAGUGGAUCGGAGUUAGUGGAGGCGAUUGACAAGAUGGGAAAUUUAGCAUACGCUGGAGGGCCACCAGCAACAAAGUGCGCGGGAACAUAUCUCCCGAAGUUUGUCGAAUUAUUGAGCAAAGGCGAUAUCAGAGCGGAUGUAAAGGUGUCAAUAUUGAAAGCAAUCAGCAUCAUCACAAUAAACCAUUUGGAGCAUCAGGACCAAUGCGAAUCCCUUGGUCUGCUUCGACAAGUGAGUGGUAUAAUUUGCGACAGCGAAUCAUCUGAAUGUCUUUUACUAUGGGCCAUUUACUGUUUACAUAACAUUAUUGUUGGCAAUAUCAGAAAUAUGCAGAUAAUAGCCGAAGACAAAGCGAUCCACGAAUCCAUAGUAAAAGCAAAAAGUUUGAACUGGACAGCAUUUUUGUAUAAUUAUGCUACAGCCGUUAUCAAGUUAGUCAAUAUAGAACUUCAACCGAAGACAGAUUUUAAGUCAGUUGAGAAGCCUAAUGUAACGCCGGACUCUCAGUCGUCUUCAAAAGACGACUCUUCAGAAAAUGCUAUUCCUUCGUUUCAUGAUACGGAAAAUGGUGUUUUAGUUGAAACCCCAGCUAAAUAAAACUAUUCAA
Styela clava is the source of this 829-nucleotide messenger RNA. Its product is annotated as armadillo-like helical domain-containing protein 2. The record is from RefSeq and is a predicted model, not a curated record. Lineage: Eukaryota; Metazoa; Chordata; Ascidiacea; Stolidobranchia; Styelidae.